AUGUCUUUCCAAGACGAAGCUCAGUGCGACGUGCCGCGCCUCUCGGAGAAGCACUCCGGCAUCCCGGAUUUCCUCCUUGAGAAGGCCCGCGCGGCCAAGGCGGGAAUCUUCGAGACGAGGACCAAGCAGAAGACAGCAAGGAGUCGUCUCCCUGCUCUCCCCCCUGGCGUUGAAGAGAAGAUCUUCAACGACGCCAUCGACGAGCUUAGCAAGGAGCUGGGUGCCGAUAACGUCGAGAAGAACGACAAGCCGCUGAGGGACGGAUGGUAUAUGGAUCAUCCGAAUACCCAUGAUCUAAUGACUGUCCUGGACGAGGAAGAGCUCGUGCCGUCCGCAAUCGUCUACCCCAGCAGCACCGAAGAGGUCCAGACAAUUGUCCGGUGGGCGAACAAAUACCUGAUACCUAUCUCCCCCAUUUCGAUGGGCCGAAACUUUGGAUAUGGCGGCGCGGCGCCGAGAGUGCGGGGAUCCGUCCUCAUAGAUCUUGGCAGGCGUAUGAACAAGAUCCUCGACAUAAGCCCGGAGGACUACACGUGCCUCAUCGAGCCCGGCGUCUCGUUCUUCGCCCUGUACGAAGAGAUCAAGGCGAAGGGAUAUGACCACCUCUGGGUCGACGUGCCAGAUGUCGGAGGCGGCUCUAUCAUAGGGAACACGGUAGACCGAGGUGUUGGCUACACCCCGUACGGCGACCAUUGGGCGUGCCAUGCCGGUUUGGAAGUUGUUCUCCCGACCGGAGAGGUCAUCCGGACCGGCAUGGGUGCCCUCCCGGGUAAUAAUACCUGGCAGACGUUCCCCUACGGAUUUGGCCCUUACUCUGAUGGAAUAUUCUCUCAGUCCAACUUUGGAAUCGUCACGAAGAUGGGCCUGACGUUGAUGCCGAAUCCGGGCGGGUUCGAGAGCUUCAUGUAUACCUUCCAGAAAGAAGAAGAUCUCCAUCAGCUGAUCGAGAUCAUCCGGCCCCUCCGGAUCAGCAACAUCCUUGAGAACGUCGCGCAGCUGCGCCACGUCACGCAGUCCAUCGCAGCGCGCGGGCGGCCGCGGACGGAUUUCUACAAGGGCGAGGGCGUCAUCCCGAAAGACGUGGUCCACAAGGCGGCGGCCGAGUUCCCCGUCGGCGACCACUCGUGGGCGUACUACGGCAUGUCGUACGGCCCGGCGCACAUCCGGCAGCACAAGCUGGCCAUCAUCGACGCCGAGUUCAAGCGCGUGCCGGGGGCGCGGCGCGUCGACCCGGCGACGCUGCCGGCGGACGAGUACUUCUGGUCGCGGGACCGGGUCGCGGCGGGCAUCCCCGAGAUCGACGAGCUGCGGUGGGUCAACUGGAUGCCGAACGGGGCGCACAUCGCGUUCUCGCCCGUGAGCCCGAUCCGGGGCGCGGACGCGACGAAGCUGUUCGAGCUGGCGCGGCGGCGGCACGACGAGUUCGGCAUCGACCUGUUCCCGGCCUUCUGCGUCGGGCUGCGCGAGAUGCACCUCAUUGUCGAGCUCGUGUUCGACCGCGCGAACGCGGCGCAGCGCAAGGCCGUCAUGGACUGCCUGCGCUGCCUCAUCGACGACGCCGCCGCCUGCGGCUACGGCGAGUACCGCACCCACCUCGUGCUCAUGGACCAGGUCGCCGGCACGUACAACUGGAACGACGGCGCGCUCAUCAAGUUCCACGAGAAGCUCAAGGACGCGCUCGACCCCAACGGCAUCAUGGCCCCCGGCCGCUGCGGCAUCUGGCCCAAGCAGUACAGGAACCGCGGCUGGGAGAUGACCAAGGAGAGCGGUGAGAACUCGCAGGGGGACGGCGUCGCACCACCUGAGAAGAAAUAA
Messenger RNA from Durotheca rogersii, 1815 nucleotides. RefSeq names its product vanillyl alcohol oxidase. Bases 1 to 1815 code for a protein of 604 amino acids. Gene Ontology annotation, molecular function: D-lactate dehydrogenase (NAD+) activity; D-lactate dehydrogenase (cytochrome) activity; FAD binding. Gene Ontology annotation, cellular component: mitochondrion. The record is from RefSeq and is a predicted model, not a curated record. Lineage: Eukaryota; Fungi; Ascomycota; Sordariomycetes; Xylariales; Xylariaceae. Gene Ontology annotation, biological process: lactate catabolic process. The transcript is spliced from 7 exons.